Geodia barretti is the source of this 2672-nucleotide messenger RNA. NCBI's taxonomy places the organism in Eukaryota, Metazoa, Porifera, Demospongiae, Tetractinellida, Geodiidae. The record is from the annotation of a GenBank genome assembly.
AUGUGUGGGCCAAAGGACACUGCAGAAGUAGCAGGAGAGGAUAACUCGACAAUCACGGAUGAUAGCCACUAUGAAGGAGCAGAGGAUGACUCGAGAGUCAUAGGUGAUAGCCAGUCCGAGAGCUUGUCUGCUGUAACUCCAGUCCAGGGGGAAGAAGUUUCAGACGUUGAAACAGUAGAUGAUGUAGAGAACGACAACCAGAACAAGGUUGACUCUGUAGAUGGGGCAUCAUCUCCUGCUAGUAGCAUAGAACAAGAAAAUGACGAACAGGAAAAGGACAAGGCAGGAGGCAGCGAGGAGAGAGACAAUGAAGAUAAACCAGCAGUAGGCGGUACACUGUCAGCUACCCCACCCCAGUCUUCUCUUGACUCGGGACCCAGCAUAGCCAAUCCUGGUCAAACACCAGAAAAAGCCCCUGAAACACCAGUUGAGGAUGUCGGUGAAGACGGGGCAUCUCACGCAGAGAGUGACACCCAGACAGUAGAGGCACAGUCUUCAACCGGUACCGUUAACCCCUGUGCAGAGUUCGCGGCAAUCUUCUGGCGAGAGAUGUCAGAGGCAGAGGCUAAUCCAGAGCCAACUCAAACUCCACCCUCAACUGUGUUUCCAUCGAUAUCUACAGCAUUGGCUGAAACGAAUCCCUCAACAAAACCCUCACUGACCGUGUUUGGAAGUCAGGUGCACCAGACCCCGCCCGCUGGUCCUGAAACCACACCCACACCACAAGUACAGUCUUCAGUCGAGCCCUCAUCGUCACCUCAGGGGUCUAAGGCACAGCUUCAGCUAGUCCCCACACAUGCAGUGAGCUCUACGAGUAACACUGUGGGAACCGGUGCGCAGAAGCCCACUGACACUACACCAGCUGUAGUAGUGAGCACAGCUAAAACCACUGUCCACGUUUCUCCCUCCAUUUCCACCUCGCUCUCUCCCUCCGUCUCGGCCGCGCCUCCUGCACCAACAGCCACCGCUCCCCAGCUCCCUCCGGGCUACCAGCCCGUCAUCCAAGUCACCCCCAGUGGGCCCGUGGUGACCCUCAUACACACCUCCCAACUCAAACUUGCGUCUCUCCAGCUCUCCCAGCAAGCAGCUGCAGCUGCCUUGGCUGCAGUCGCCGAAAAUAAGAAAGCAGGUGCAAUUAUCCCUCCGUCUCCUGCUGGACCGACCGGCAAAGCUGUCACGUCAAAGUUUGAAUCUCCCGAGAAGAGGCCGGUUUUGACAGGCGGGCGUCCGGAAACACUGCAGCGAGGUUCCGGGACCUCUCCGCUGACAUCGGUCCAGAGGAUCGCGGUCCCAAAGCCACAGACAUUCGAGUCAAUGCAGGCGGUGAGGAUUCAUCCGGAGCAGAGGGAUCUCCCGGAGGUCGCCGGGGUGGGAUCCCAAACAGAGCCCACCACCGCUGGAGGAGGAGGAGAAGGGGCGUCUUCUUCCCAGUCGGACACCCCGCAGUCGUCUCAGUUAAAAAUACCCAUCGCGGCCGUCUCUUCUCUUUCCUCACCUUUGCUUUUGUCGAGGAGCCAGGUCAAUCACGAAGCGAACUCGGAGAAAGUGUCGCCUCAGCAGUUGUCAGCUCCGGUGGCUCACGUGCCCGUCGUACAAAGGGCGGGGUUGGAGGAGCGGGCAGAGGGAGGAGGGAGAAAGGAGGCGGAGUCAGAGGGGACCGAAGGAAACAGAGUGGAUGGAGUCAAGAUAGCUGAGAAGUUGAUGGUCCAGAAGGCAGAAAUUCUCGGAUCAUUUGGGACAUCGGGGCGAGAGGACUUCCAGCCGAAGCAUAUCUCGACCAUUCAGUGCCAUACCGGUUCGUCGUCAACGACAACGGGGACCAAAUCUCCCCAGGUUGCCGUGAUACCACCUCUGGUCGACCUCACCAAGGUGACCUCUGACUCGGACAACGGCAAAAAGGACGACAAGUCUAAAGAAUCUUCCAGUGAAAAGCAACCGGUGAUCAGAAGGUUUUGGACCACAUCUUGGACACCCCUCAAUGUGAACGACCUGGAGUUCAUAGGGUCCGACUCAAAGGGCAACCUGUACUGGUACGACGGAGGACGCAACAUGUUCCUGUCGCCUCCCCACCCCGACCACCGACACAAACCAAGGGAAGCCGACAUGCAGUUGGUGUGCAAGUCAAUGGUACAGUGGACGACAAAACUCAAGUAAGUUUAUAAUAAGAUCAUAAUGUUGUGGCACUAGUGUGCGAGCAGUUCGGCAAUAAUUCUCUGUGCGCGUGCCACUCGCAAAUGGCGGUACAUUAUUCUUAAGCAUGCGUUUUAGCAAAGGCCUGCAGCAUCGAAUUUAUCGGUGCUAAAGUUCCACCGCGGUGAAUUCUUCGGUAGUGUUCCACGUGCAUUUCCGGUCGUGACAGCGCGCAUGUGAACAGUCAAGGACGAACCCUAGAACAACAUUCCCACACAAACAGAUGAACUGUGCAAUUGAGUACACUGUUCAUCAGUGAAUGUUUUUUAUCGUAAACUACUACAGUAUUAUCCCUGCAUAUUUCUCUGCUCUGCACUUACAAAUAUUUGCAACCUUAUACACAACCUCAGUGCAGCCACUUGUGUCGUUAUAAACGAGACUUUUGAAUGGCCUGUAUGUCACUGUGAAACUGAAACUUGUAGCCCACACCAUGUGCUUUAUGUAUUCAGAGCUGUGUAGCUCCAGAGAUUUAUUGCAAUCAG